AACGCCGUUAAACUAAUGCCCUCCAUUAAAAAAAUAAUUUCUUUCAGUUACAACACAGAUCCCGCAACAGAACGUACCGCCGGCGAGUUCAAAGUCGUGGUGGGCUCCACCCAACUUUUUGUCAAAGAAGCCAAUAUGCUGCAAUAUUAUGUCCAGGAACUUGUGAGGCAUGUCGGUUUUGAUAGCGUCAGCAUGGUAAAUGAUAUAGCCUUGGUCUUCAUUAAUGGUUAUAUACCAUGGAAUUGGCCAACGGCAAAGGCAAUACAUUUAAAUGACAUGGAAUUGAAUGAUGGUGUACCCUGUAAUGUCAGUGGUUGGGGUAAUACGGAAAUGGGCACUAUACCCAACAACCUGCUGUCAACUGUGGUGCGCAGCAUAUCCUACGCCGAUUGUGAUUCGGUUUAUGGUAACAUACCGCUGACCAUGAUUUGUGCUGGCAACUUUAUGGCCGGUGGUGUUGAUGCUUGCCAAGGCGAUUCUGGUGGUCCAAUGGUCUGUGCCGACAGUCAAGUUGGCAUUGUAUCGUGGGGUAUUGGUUGUGGCCAGCGUUUUAAUCCCGGCGUCUACACAAAUGUUUCGUCAUUUCACAAUUGGAUUGUACAGGCCAAUAACACCUUUAAUUAUACCCUCUAUAGAAAUAGUGCUGGUAAUUUGAAAUCUGCAUAUGUUCCAGUUUUUAUAAUCUGUAGUUUAUUAAAGUUUUUCAAAUUGUUUUAAAAUUUAAGUUUAAGAAAAAUUGUGGGGAAAAUUGAAUUUAUUGCAGAAAUUCGAAUGUAGACUAAAAUUGGCAUUUAUU
Messenger RNA from Musca domestica (house fly), 796 nucleotides. RefSeq names its product trypsin alpha-3-like. The record is from RefSeq and is a predicted model, not a curated record. Bases 16 to 717 code for a protein of 233 amino acids. Gene Ontology annotation, molecular function: serine-type endopeptidase activity. The transcript is spliced from 2 exons. Gene Ontology annotation, biological process: proteolysis. Lineage: Eukaryota; Metazoa; Arthropoda; Insecta; Diptera; Muscidae.